Molecule: messenger RNA, 2075 nt
Organism: Daucus carota subsp. sativus
Lineage: Eukaryota; Viridiplantae; Streptophyta; Magnoliopsida; Apiales; Apiaceae
Product: valerianol synthase TPS8-like
Exons: 7
Coding region: 71-1705 (544 amino acids)
Biological process (GO): diterpenoid biosynthetic process
Molecular function (GO): terpene synthase activity; magnesium ion binding
Source: RefSeq, a predicted model, not a curated record
CUGGUUUUACAUGUACCUCAUUUGAAUUAUAAGCCAUAAUAACCAAGCAGAGAGGUUCAGAUAUAUCACAAUGGGCAGCCAGUCUCGGCCAAUAGCUGCAGCUUAUGGUCCUGAUAUAUGGGGCGACAAAUUCACUUCCAUCCCCAGAGAUUUCGAGUUAUGGGAAGCUUAUUCCAGAGAAAGUGACUUGCUGAAAAAUGAAGUAAGGAGCAUGCUUGUGUCUGCUGGUGGAGAAUGGACAGACAAACUUAUUCUGAUUAAUACAAUUGAACGCUUAGGAGUCGGCUACCACUUCUCUGAGUACAUUGAAGACACGCUGGCUGAAAUGCACAAUGCCCAUGCAAAGAUAGAAUCUUAUGAAAAGUAUGAUCUGUUCACUACAGCACUCUACUUUCGAAUCCUUAGACAGCACGGUCACAGGGUCACGUCAGAGAUAUUUAACAAAUACAAAGAAAUGGAUGGAAAUUUCAAUGAAGCUAUUACAAGAGACCCUAUGGGUUUGCUAAGCUUGUAUGAAGCAGCUCAUUUGAGAACACACGGAGAAGCUUUGUUAGACGAGGCUCUAACUUUCUCGACGUACCACCUCAAGUCUAUGGUGAAAUCUAGGGAUUCUGAUUCAGUAGCUCGGCUUGCCAUGCAUGCACUGGAGCAGCCUUUACACAAGGGCGUCCAGAUACUGGAGGCUAAGCAUUUUAUCUUUUACUAUGAGGAGUGUCCAUCAAGGAAUGAUGUGCUACUCAAGUUUGCGAAGCUAAAUUUUAAUCUGGUGCAAAUGUUGUAUAAGCAAGAAUUAUCCCUUCUCCUAAGGUGGUGGGCGGAUAUAGGCUUCGAAUCCAAACUUCCCAAAUUUCGGAGCAGGGUUGUUGGAGCAUACUUUUGGGCUGUAGGAAGUGCAUAUGAACCUCACUAUGCAUUGGCCCGGAUCAUGUACGCGAAGACUGCUUUGGCCCUUACAUUUAAUAAUGAUCUCUAUGAUGCAUAUGGUAUAAUGGAUGAACUGAACGAAUAUACCAAGGCCAUCGAACGGUUAAGUGUUGAUUGUAUUGAAGGACUUCCCGAGCACUCCAAAAUAUGCUAUACCACGAAUCUGAACAUCAUGAGUGAAUUUGAGGAAGAUAUUGUGAAACAUGGAGGUUAUUAUGAUGUUUCAGAUUUCAAAGAGGAGUUUAAAACAAGUAUGUUAGCAUAUCAUCAAGAGGCUGUGUGGCGUGAAAAGAACUAUGUGCCACCACUUAAAGAAUAUCUUGUGAACGGAGAAGUAUCAUCCUGCUUAAGCGUUCUGGGAAUAUCAGUUAUUAUGGGAAUGGGACAUGCUGACACAAUUCAGGCAUGCAAAUGGGUAAGAACAAUACCAAAAGCUGUUCUCGCCGCAGAAAGGCAGGGACGAAUAAUCAACGACAUAGUCGGCUAUGAGGAUGAACACAACAGGCCACAUGUUGCUACAUCAAUUGAUUGUUACAUGAAGGAAUACGGGGUUUCAAAGGAAGAAGCCGUGGUGAAGCUAUACGAAAUGAUUGAAGACACAUGGAAGGACAUAAAUGAGGAAUUCUUUAGGCCAACAAAAGUCGAAAGUCCUUACAUCACUAUAUUUCUUGAUCAAAUGAGAGUUUUCGGUUUUACCUACAAUAACAGAGAGGGAUACACCCAUACUGAAACAAUGAAGGAUGAUAUCGAGUUCCUCCUCAUGGAUCCCAUAAAAAUAUGAGCUACUGCUUAAUAUUGCGUGUUCAAUAAAGAGUUGCAGUUCUUGAUUCAGUUGUAUUGUGUGUCGCAGUUCUUGAUUCAGUUGUAUUGUGUGUCGUCUAUCUUGUGUUAUUUUAGCCAAAUAAUCAUCAUGCACACUCCGGCAUGGUCUUUUGUGAAUGUGUUGUUUUUAGCAGAGUAAUCAUCUUGCAGACUGAAGCAUCUCUGAAGCAUCUCUUGAGAAAAUGGGAUACCUUACUGCAGGCAGAGCAAUAGAGCAUGCAUUGUAGUAUGUAGCACGUGUUUUUCCAUGCACACUAAAGAAUGGAUUAUUGUAAAAUUGCCGGAUGUUACAGCAUCGUGCAUUGAUAUAUGUAAUAUCAGUUUUUCAA